Helianthus annuus (common sunflower) is the source of this 717-nucleotide messenger RNA. RefSeq lists its product as uncharacterized. Bases 1 to 717 code for a protein of 238 amino acids. The transcript has a single exon. The record is from RefSeq and is a predicted model, not a curated record. Lineage: Eukaryota; Viridiplantae; Streptophyta; Magnoliopsida; Asterales; Asteraceae.
AUGCUUGGUAGCAUUGAUUGUAUGCAUUGGGAGUGGCAUAACUGCCCGACUGCGUGGCGAGGCCAAUACACGCGAGGUGAUCACGACCAUCCAACCUUAAUACUUGAGGCCGUGGCGUCACAAGAUUUGUGGAUCUGGCAUUCUUUCUUUAGGCUCCCUGGUUCACUCAACGACCUCAACGUGCUAUACCAAUCGGCGAUCUUUAGUGAUGUCGUUAAUGGAACCGGUCCGGACACCCGUUUUACAGUUUCAGGGGUUGAGUAUAGACGCGGGUAUUAUCUUGCUGACGGAAUAUAUCCGUCUUGGUCUACAACUGUCAAGACUAUUUCAUUUCCCGAUGACGAAAAAAGGAAAAAAUUCGCCAAUCGUCAAGAAGCUGCAAGAAAAGACAUCGAACGUUGUUUUGGUGUUUUACAAAAAAAAUGGGCCAUCAUUCAACAACCGGCACGUGCUUUCACACCGAAGAGGUUGCGCCUUUGUAUGUACGUUUGCCUUUUGCUCCAUAACAUGAUUAUUGAAGACGAAUGUCGGGCGAUUUGUGAGUAUGAUGAGAAUGCAUCUUACAGGAAUACUGUCCCGGUAGAUCCGACGCAACAGGAUUUAAACUCGUUCGCGCUAACCAACGACUACACGCAUGCAAACCUUAAACACGAUUUGGUAGAACAUAUAUGGAACAACGUAAACGUCGGGGACGGUGACAGAGACGAAGACGAAUAG